UUCGCUUUGUUAUCAAUGGACGGUGUACACCGGUCAUAUGCAUCAUCAUCGAAUGAUUUAUUGAAUGAUAAAGUUACUGUUAUGAAAAAAUUAUUAUUGAAAAAACAAAAAUCUAUUAAAUAUGAUAAUCAUGAUCAGGAUGAUUAUAUUGAUACUACAGAAAAAUUAUUACAUUUUCCAUCAUUAUCAUCAUCAUCAUCAUUACAAUCAUCAACAAAUACAACAUUAAUCUAUACAAAUCGUUUUACAUCAAAAAGUGCCAUGAAUACAUUUAUUAAUUUAUUCUGUUUUCGUAAUGAACAUUUUAUAAAUAACAAAACUAAUAAUACGACAAAACAAUUAUUAUCCAUUAAUGAUAAUGAUAAUUAUGAAAUAAAAACAGAUCCACCUAUGAAUAAAUUAAAUCAAAAUAUUGAUGAUGAAUUUGAUUCGGUUACAUCAUCAAUCGAUAGUGCAUAUAGUUCAACAUUAUCAUCAUCAAAUGAUUCUAAUCCAUCGAUAAUUCCAUUAACAAAAGUAUUGGUUAAAUUUAUUGAUGAUGAACCAUGUCGUACACCGAUUGUGAUUACAAAGCAAAAUAUCGUUAACGAUAAUAAAGCUAAUAAUAAAACUUUACAUGGAAUACUACGUUUACGUAAUUGCAGUCAUUCAUCAAAUACAUCAUCAUCAUCAUCAUCAUCAUCCACAACAUCGACCCAAUUCGAUGAUGUUGGAUCAUCAUUAUCGAAACGUGUACAUUUCGCUAAACCAUUACAUACGUUCACAUUGUAUAGUUUAUCCUAAUCAAUAUAUGCAGG
This is a messenger RNA of Dermatophagoides pteronyssinus (European house dust mite), 797 nucleotides long. RefSeq names its product GATA zinc finger domain-containing protein 7-like. NCBI's taxonomy places the organism in Eukaryota, Metazoa, Arthropoda, Arachnida, Sarcoptiformes, Pyroglyphidae. The record is from RefSeq and is a predicted model, not a curated record.